UCAUGACAGAGUGCACAGAAACAGGAAGUCAUGGCUUGUGACAUUGAGAGCAGGAUGUAUGCUACACCCCUGGCAGGCCCGGACACUGAUACAGCCACUUGGAUGCUUGUCUUGGAAUGGAGCUCCUUAUCCUGCUCUUGCCUUCGCUCCCAGGUGUUUUCAGUCUGACGUCAGAAAGGCAUGUAUUCGGCUGGGCAGCAGGAUCUGUCAGUGUCCAGUGUCACUAUGAUCUAAAAUACAGAGACAAUGCGAAAUACUGGUGUAGAGGCUGGCGGUGGACCUCCUGUGAGACUCUAAAAAAAACCAGCACUUCACAAAAUGAUGAAGACAAAGUUUCAAUCAGUGACAAUAAAACCCAGGGAGUAUUCACUGUGACUGUGAGGAGACUGGAGAAGGAGGACACAGACACGUAUUGGUGUGCUAUAGAUGUAUAUAGGCUAGUCGAUGAAGCCUUUUACAUUAACCUAACCAUAUUUGAUGCAACUACUACACCAGAUACACCAACUACUACACCAGAUACACCAACUACUACACCAGCUACGACAGUGGUGUCGGCAGGUUCUGAAACAAUCCAUUCAUCAACCACCAUACAGCUAGCAAGCACCCAACCAGAAGGGAGAUCCAGCAGUAGUGAGUUCUUGACUGUGUGGGCUGUUCUCCGCUGGCUCGUGUUUGCAGCUAUGCUCAGCUCCGUAGUUCUGGUGCCAAGGUGCUUUGAGAGGAUCCCAAAAAUAAAUGAAGAGGAACCAGAAACCAGUCCCCAGCAACCAUCCUGUUUAUCAGACAACCUGAAUAUACAUCAAUCACCAUAAUAGAUAUUAUAACUGUGAUGUAAAACGUACAAUUUAUAUUUGUUUAAAUGAGAAUAUACCAUUGACUGUAUUUCUAAAAGAUAUUUUGACAGUCUCAUCUAGGACAAGAAUGCCAUUUGUAAGCUAAAUCCCCUGCUGAGUUGGUCAGCCAGACUUAAAGUUAAUUAUAAAUUGGGACAACUGUUUUACAAAGACUCCUGCUGUGAAGAUCGGCUAGGCUUGACUUUGUUAAACAAAUGCUGAUCUUUAUCAGGAUUACGUACUGAGCUUCAAACAAUGUUUUUCACACUUGAGGCAAUAAAUUCUUGUUGGCAGACUUGAUGUCUGCAAUGAGUAUUCAAUACAUAACCUGGUCAGAAAUUGAGUAAUACUAUCAUCUAGUGGACGAUGGAGAUGGUUCAGUUUGUAAUUAAAAUACAUUGGCUUCACUGGUGAUUUAUGUUAACUGUUAUAAAAACAGUAUUCGUAUGAACUCUUAAAUUUACAAACAUUCAAAAUGUAGGGUAUUAAAAGCCUUACUUAAAUCACUAAAAAAAUAAGUAAUAUAUCAUUCAGGAAAUUGAUUAAAAUCUAAUUAAUUCAUUGGAAUGAUAAUUGUAUGUAUAUGAUUUUUUUUGGAACGGCAUUGUGUGAAAUCACAUCAGGAAAAUAGAAAUGUGAUUAAGUAAAAAUUAACUUAUGAAAAGUUAUUUCACAAAAGAGUAUUUGUAACUGAAUGCUUUUUGUAAGAUUUAUGACCCUUUGUUUGAAUGAAGAUGGGGAGGUAUCUUUCUGAUGAAGUUAUGAUGUCAUCUGCUUACAUUCAAAACAGCCAAUAAAAUUACUUGAUGGAGGGUUUACCAAUGGAAUGACUAGGAGAGUCGACCAAUUGAAUGACAAUAAUCAGAGAGACACACCUAUUCUCAAAUGUUAUAAAAAUGCUUGCUGCAUGGAAAAUUGAUCUGAAAGAGUAGUAAAUCAAAGCUCUCUCAAAAGACAAUACUACUCUUGGAAAAGCUACACGGAAACAUGUAAGUGUGUACAAUUGGACUGAAUUGCUGAAGACUCAACAACAUCGCUGUAACAUUUCAACUUCAACAACAACAUUUCAACAAAAUCAAAAACAGAGCUGCUGGACAACGAGAAAACGACUUCUUGAAGAAAAGAUCUUAAUUCAAGCAAUGAAUAAAAAGACGUUGCUACUAAAUCUUAAAGUAUGCUAAAAUACACAAAGAAGUAAACAGAAUACUGAAGUUACUUAAUACCAAAGUGCUUUUUAAAACUGUUUACGUUGGUGCUGCACCACUGGGAACAAACCGCAUUGAAGGUAACAGGAAGAGUCUCCUGCACCAGAGGGGGUGGAGCUGCCGUCCCGAGAGCCAGAGGGGGUGGAGCUGCCGUCCCGAAAGCCAGAGGGGGUGGAGCUGCCGUCCUGAAAGUCAGAGGGGUCUAGCUGCCAUCCCGAAAGCCAGAGGGGGAGGAGCUGCCGUCCCGAAAGCCAGAGGGGGUGGAGCUGCCAUCCCGAGAGCCAGAGGGGGUGGAGCCGUGGCUGUCACAGGAGCCACCGGCUGCAGUCAAGCGGGAGGAGGUGCCUCAACCACCAACCCUGCAAGUCAGUCCCUCUGCCAGAGGAAGCGCCAGAGGGACUGACCCACCCUCAAGCCCGCCCGCGGAAGAGGGCGAAGAAUAAAGAAAUCGGAUUUGAGGGUGGGUGGUCUUUUAAGGGUGGAGGGAAGUGGCCGUCGAAUGGACAUGGAUUGAAUUUAAUUAUUUAAUUAUAUUUGUUUAUUUAGUAAUGAUCCCCUGCACCUGGCUAUCAUUGUAAAUUAGAGCCAGGUGCAGGGUAUUUAAAGAAAGCAGCCAGUCUGUUAAGGGCUGCUGUGUGGAGAGCCCGCUUGUUAGUGUGCACAAGCGAAUGACAAGAAAAGCUAGUGUAAACCUGUCUGGUUUUGUUUUGUUUGAAUCUUUUGUUUUUGUGUUACAGGUAAACAGCUUAGCUGUCCUGUUUUAUAGUUAGGUUCCUGUGUUGUGUUUAGUUAGUGCUCAAGAAAGAGCUAGGUGUUUUGUUUAUUUUGUUUUA
Messenger RNA from Acipenser ruthenus (sterlet), 2871 nucleotides. Its product is annotated as CMRF35-like molecule 3. The transcript has 5 exons. NCBI's taxonomy places the organism in Eukaryota, Metazoa, Chordata, Actinopteri, Acipenseriformes, Acipenseridae. The coding region runs from base 117 to 812 and encodes 231 amino acids. The record is from RefSeq and is a predicted model, not a curated record.